CAAAAUAACUAUGAUACUGGGAUCGAAAUGUGAAUAAACAAUACAAAAUGCAAAGAAACCUAAUAUCAAUUGAGAAAAAAAUGUGUAUAAAAGUACAAUAAAAUAAAGUUGUUAUGAUUUAUUCUCAUGAGAUUCUUCGACCUGGAACGUUUGCCAAAUGGUGUACUUUAAUAAAAAAAGAAGAACGAAAGAUGCAAUGGCAAACUUUGAAAAAAGAAAGAAAAAAAGAAAAAGAAAGAUAGACAGAUAAAAGUAUACUGUUCAACAUAUGGAUGUUUUGAUAUCAGCGUAUUCUGCGUGUGUCCUUGCAAUUAUCAUUUUAUCAACUUUACUAAAUGCACUUUUAAUCUAUAUAAUUAUUUACAAGAUCAAAGUGACUAAGUUGCCGCACGUUUUUAUUCUAAGCAUUUCAAUUUCCGACGUAAUUCAUACUUUAAUUGGUUAUACAGCAGAGGUUUGGGUGUUACAUGAAGUAUACUCUUUGAAAAAGAGUUUUAUUUGCAUUGGAGCUUCUUUCCUAAUGGUUUUUAUUACAGUGUCGAAUAUUUUACAAACUGUUAUAAUAUCAAUCAUGAAAGUAAUUGCAAUAAGGUGGCCCUUUUUUUACAUUAUAUAUUGUAAAACGAUAAAGAUGAAAAUAUUAUUAUUGUUUUUUUGUUAUUUUUAUGGAUUUUUAUGGCCUUUUAUUCCGUUAUUUGGAUGGUCAAAGUAUGAAUUAGACUUGGAUAAAAUGCGAUGUUCGUUUGAUUGGAAAUUGAUACAUUCGGGUUCAUUGUCAUAUCUAAUAGUUUUACUUUCAUUUUGCUAUAUUUUACCUAUCGUUGCAUUGGUUUUUGCCUACAUUGCAAUAAAGAAAACAGUUUCCGAUCGCUGCACUGUUAAACGAGCUCAACUAGGUAAAAAUAGAGGUAUACAAGAAAUGUUUUACUUAAAGUUAGCGUUAUGGUCUGCGAUUUUAUACUUUAUAAUUUGGACCCCAUAUGCUGGUGCCAGUUUACUUUCAGUUUUCAAAAUAAAAUCUCCAAAUGUUAUAUAUACCCUCUGCGCAUUAUUUUCUAAACUAUCAGCAGUAUCAAAUGCAUUGAUGAACUGUUAUUUUAAUAAAUAUUUUCGAAAUCAUCUUAAAAAAAUCAAACUUUUUCAAUACUUUAUAAAAUGGAACAGAAGAAGUAACGAUAAAGUAUUAUAA
This is a messenger RNA of Hydra vulgaris (swiftwater hydra), 1189 nucleotides long. Its product is annotated as rhodopsin, G0-coupled-like. NCBI's taxonomy places the organism in Eukaryota, Metazoa, Cnidaria, Hydrozoa, Anthoathecata, Hydridae. Gene Ontology annotation, cellular component: plasma membrane. The record is from RefSeq and is a predicted model, not a curated record. Gene Ontology annotation, molecular function: G protein-coupled photoreceptor activity. Gene Ontology annotation, biological process: cellular response to light stimulus; phototransduction; G protein-coupled receptor signaling pathway.